Messenger RNA from Sapajus apella (tufted capuchin), 1749 nucleotides. It is a transcript of the gene FOXN4, whose product is annotated as forkhead box N4. Gene Ontology annotation, molecular function: cis-regulatory region sequence-specific DNA binding; DNA-binding transcription factor activity. Bases 37 to 1590 code for a protein of 517 amino acids. NCBI's taxonomy places the organism in Eukaryota, Metazoa, Chordata, Mammalia, Primates, Cebidae. The transcript is spliced from 9 exons. Gene Ontology annotation, biological process: regulation of DNA-templated transcription. Gene Ontology annotation, cellular component: nucleus. The record is from RefSeq and is a predicted model, not a curated record.
GGGAGCUUUGUUUUCUGCUUGUCUUUUCCUAAGGAGAUGAUAGAAAGUGACAUCUCAUCUAUAAUGUCAGGAAUUAUUCGAAACUCAGGGCAAAAUCACCACCCCUCUCCACAGGAAUACAGGCUUCUGGCCACCACCAGCGAUGAUGACCUCCCCGGGGACCUGCAGUCGCUGUCGUGGCUCACGGCAGUGGACGUGCCUCGGCUGCAGCAGAUGGCAAGUGGCCGCGUGGACCUGGGCGGCCCCUGCGUGCCACAUCCACACCCAGGUGCCUUGGCUGGGGCAGCCGACCUGCAUGUGGGAGCCACUUCAAGUCCCCUUCUCCAUGGCCCAGCAGGCAUGGGCCCUCGAGGCAUGCCAGGUCUGGGCCCCAUAACCAGCCAUGGAGACAGUAUGAGCCAGUUCCCCAUGGGGACCCAGCCCUCAUCUGGCCUGCAGGACCCGCCACCUCUGUACUCGCCUGCCACGCAACCACAGUUCCCGCUCCCCCCGGGCACCCAGCAGUGCCCUCCUGUGGGCCUCUAUGGCUCCCCAUUUGGGGUGCGGCCCCCGUACCCCCAGCCCCACAUGGCUGUGCAUUCGUCUCAGGAACUGCACCCCAAACACUACCCCAAGCCCAUCUACUCGUACAGCUGUCUGAUCGCCAUGGCUCUGAAGAACAGCAAGACAGGCAGCCUGCCUGUGAGCGAGAUCUACAGCUUCAUGAAGGAGCACUUCCCCUACUUCAAGACGGCUCCUGACGGCUGGAAGAACUCGGUGCGGCACAACCUGUCUCUGAACAAGUGCUUCGAGAAGGUGGAGAACAAGAUGAGUGGCUCCUCCCGCAAGGGCUGCCUGUGGGCUCUGAACCUGGCCCGCAUCGACAAGAUGGAGGAGGAGAUGCACAAGUGGAAGAGGAAGGACCUGGCCGCCAUCCACCGCAGCAUGGCCAACCCCGAGGAGUUGGACAAGCUGAUCUCUGACCGGCCUGAAAGCUGCCGACGCCCAGGCAAAGCGGGGGAACCAGAGGCUCCCGUGCUGACCCACGCCACCACGGUGGCCAUGGCGCAUGGCUGCCUGGCUGUCUCGCAGCUCCCACCCCAGCCACUGAUGACCCUGUCCCUGCAGUCAGUUCCCCUGCACCACCAGGUCCAGCCCCAGGCACAUCUUGCUCCAGACUCUCCAGCACCGGCCCAGACCCCGCCCCUGCACGCCCUGCCGGACCUGAGCCCCAGCCCACUCCCCAACCCUGCCAUGGGAAGGGCUCCUGUGGACUUCAUCAACAUCAGCACUGACAUGAACACCGAGGUGGACGCCCUCGACCCCAGCAUCAUGGACUUCGCUCUGCAGGGGAACCUGUGGGAGGAGAUGAAGGACGAGGGAUUCAGCCUGGACACACUGAGCACCUUCGGAGACUCCCCGCUUGGCUGUGAUCUGGGGGCCUCAGGCCUGACUCCUGCCUCAGGUGGCAGCGACCAGUCCUUCCCAGACUUGCAGGUGACAGGUCUCUAUGCAGCCUACUCCACUCCGGACAGUGCGGCUGCGUCAGGCACCAGCUCCUCCUCCCAGUACCUGGGUACACAGGGGAACAAGCCCAUAGCCCUGCUUUGAGCUCACGGCCUCGCCUGCCCCAGAACCCCAGCACCCAGCUGGGGCAGAGAACUGACAGGGUGUUCCCUGGAGCCUCUCCUGGGGCUAGGUUGCCAGCUGGACAGGGAAGCGGUUCCCCUCCACGACCCUCCUCCUCCUCCUGCCUCCCACUGGAGCUUC